UCGGAAUUCGGUGACGACGCGCGUGUUUGCGGCAUCUUUGCAUCACCGUAGCCGAUAACUUGAAAUUAAAAAUAAAAGUUCAUAAGUGUUUCUAGUGAGGAUUAUUAAAUUAUUUUUAAAAAUUUGCAGAUUGGGAUACGAUUAUGCUCCUCGAUCUAUAAAUAACAAAUAAUAAACGCUCGAAUAUCAUGUUGUCGACAUGGGCGCCCGAAAUGGACUCCAACAUCACCUUGGCGGAAUUCUUCAACGACACCCUGGACCCUUUGCCAGGCAACGCCACGUCACCAAGAGUCAUGAGUGAAAAGCAGAUGUUCCUCAUAAUAGUGAAGGUGGCAUAUGCACUUGGUAUUGUGGGAAACGCGGCGGCAAUAAUUGCUCUAAGGAUAGGUGAGAGACGAGUCAGGAAUAGAAAACACCUGUUGCUCCUCACAUCGUUGGCAGCUAAUGACUUGGUUGCACUGGUGGGCAUGCUCAGCGCUCUGCUGGUAGCGGAGCAUUUUCCUGAUGUGGCUCGAACUCAGGGAUACUGUGCAGCGCGUGUGGUGCUCCGCGUAUUCGGCAUUGGUAGCGUCUGCAUCGCCGUCACCAUGGCCCUAGAGCGAUAUCUUGCCCUCACCAGGCCUUUUGUGUACCAGAAGCAAGUAACGUACUUCAUGAUACGUAUGACACUUCUGGUCUCUUGGGUUUGGGCAGCGCUAUUGACUUGCGCGCCAGUACUUGGCAUUGGUAUGUAUUACGACGCUGACCACCAGCGCUGUGUCAGAUACAGAAACGCGACUGAGGGCUUGGACUUUGGAUACGCUAUCUUCUACGUCAUGUUCGGCACAAUGCUGUGUAUAAUCCUGGUAUAUUGUAACCUGGCGGUUAUGCGAGCGCUGUACGCAAUUUCUACUCCACGGGAAGGUGGGCCGGUGGUUAGGCGAGUCUCCAAACGAAGCUGCCGUUCACGCUGUGAUGCCGCCCUACGUCAACAUAACGCAGCAACGGCUGAAGAAGUUGCCUUUAGCAGAUUGAUGGCCACGCUCUCUGUUUUUUUCAUGAUCUGUUGGCUGCCACAAAUGGUCACAUCAGCGUUGUACCUGUCUCUGGGUAAAACAUUUUGGCCACGCCUUGACAGCCUCGGACGGCUCUCAGACAUGUUAAUGUUGCUAAACUAUGUGCUGGAUCCCAUUCUUUACGUUCUCAUGAAGCAACGACGUCGCUGCUCGUUCACCAACCUCGGACGAAGUAUAGCACGCUGUUUUAAACGGAACCACAAGACAUCUACGGAAUCGAUGAAGACGUCUUGCUGCCCACAGGAGACAGUUGUAAUGAGUGACAGCUCCGGGGCGGAGAUGCGCCCACUGCGCGCCCCACCCUGUGCCACCAUCUUUAACGUGGAUGACUGACGACAAUCAUUGAAUAAGGAAACGCGUUCGCUAACCUUUGCUACUACUUAUGACAGGACCGAACCCAAAAGCUUCAGCUUGAGGAGUCGGUACUAACGUAGUAUAAAUUCGUCUAUGAAUAUCACCGACGAUAGACACUCUAUGAAAACAUUUUGUAGAAUUUGCUUUAAGAAAAAACGUGUAAUGAAAAGAAAACCAUUUCAAUUACAAAUAAACGCAAGAAAAUGUUUUAAUAGUCUGUGCGGAAAAAAUAAACCGGCGGAACGGUUAUGCGAAAUAGCGUUUGUACAGUAUAUACACUUUUUUAUUAAGUAUCUAGAUGAGUACUGUCGAACUGUAAUGACGUAACAUUUUUAUAAACAUAACGAAAAAUACAAUUAAGUACUGCUACGACUUCAAUUACUACGUUUGUUCUUUUCCGCACUAAAUCCACUAAGAUCUCAAAUAAAAACAAAUUUAAUAUUAUUUCGCAUUUUAGACUGUAGAUAGAAUUAAAGGGAUGUAAAUGUGUUUAUUUCUAGUCUCUAAGGUCAUUGUUGAUGAACAGAAAACUUUGCAAAGAAAAUAUACUUACAGAUUUGUUUAAUAUUCCCCUUGUAUGUAAAUUCUUUUGAAAAUGUAUAUGUAUUAGAUACAUGUAGGUAAGGUUAUUUGGGUUUUCCUAAAUAACCAAACUUAAAUAUAAUGCAACGAUAUACCUACUGUACUUUUAAAGUCUAUUCAAAAAUUGUAGAAAUCAAAUAAUCUUUUAGGUAUUACAUAUUGUAUGAUAUUAUUUUUGUAAUCUUUAUAGUGAAGUAAGUAAUAUGUUACCAUGAAGUAAAAAAUAUUGUUUACCUUCUGAGGUCCUAGUCUAUUAACUAGAUUAUAAGGCAAACUGUUAUUAUUUAAUAAUUGAUGUACAUGUAACUAUUUAGAAGAUACAUUAUUCUAGACUAUUUGCUAGACCACGGAGACAAUUUUAAAAUAUAAUAAAAUGAUAAACGCGAAAUUUUACUGAACAUAUUUAUGUAGAAAUAUAAGAUGUAGUAGGUUUCUUUUGAUGACAUACGUCUAAAUGUAGUACCAUAUUUUUUCCAUGGUUAUGAUGGUUUUUGUUUAAUUUCGAAUGAUGAGGAUAACCAUGGGUAUUAACCUCUUUUGUAUCGUACAAUAUUAUAAUAGGCGACCGAAUUUACAAAAUUGCACUUAUUAAUAUACGAAUACGAACCAAUAACGGUUUCGUAUUGAUUUUAGAAUAGAGGCUUUGUACAUUCGAUAAUUACCACAUUUUAAAUAUAAGCAAUUGUAGUAACAAAUAAAAUAGUGCCAUAUUAAAAUA
Molecule: messenger RNA, 2709 nt
Organism: Pieris brassicae (large cabbage white)
Lineage: Eukaryota; Metazoa; Arthropoda; Insecta; Lepidoptera; Pieridae
Product: prostaglandin E2 receptor EP2 subtype
Exons: 7
Coding region: 189-1388 (399 amino acids)
Biological process (GO): adenylate cyclase-activating G protein-coupled receptor signaling pathway; positive regulation of cytosolic calcium ion concentration; inflammatory response
Cellular component (GO): plasma membrane
Molecular function (GO): G protein-coupled receptor activity
Source: RefSeq, a predicted model, not a curated record